GCUAUCGACUGAGCUGCCCGCCGAGAAUCAAGAGCUGAGAGGGUUUGUCUGCAUAAUAUAUAUAAGUGUAUUAACGCGCCGCGUUUUACAGUUGAUAGAGCGGGGCGAGACUCAGUGUUCAUUCUUGAAGCACAAUCAAAGAAGGAAUUACAAUAUCUUUUCAUUAUAUAUUCGCAGCUAACUCGAAUACAAUUUUAUUUUCAAAAACGGUUUGAUAAUUUUUCAAAGGACUACAUUAUCUACCGCAUAACGCAGAAGAGCGGAAGUAGGAAGCGUUCUCAGUGUUAGUCUGCAAGUGAGAAAAUAGGUCGUUCUAACGAAACGAAUACAGACAGUAUUUUCUACCGUGUGUCCCCCUGAAUUACCCACCAUUGUAUGUUUUCUACUAACAACAUGGAUUUUGCGUAUAUUUUACUGGUGGCAGCUUUCUUUACGACAUGUGCUGGUCAAAAAACCAUCAGUUUCAGCAUGAAGAUCACACCAGAGGGCGAUACAAUAGAUGGUAACGUGGGCUCUGGCAAGGUCUUGACCUGCUCAGCGGUCAGCCAGAGUGACUCUGGACAGAAGCCUGAGAUCAAGUGGUUUAUCAAUGGGGUGGAGCUGACCGCUACCACUGGAAGGGUGAGGAUAGAACUAGGGUCUGACAGUUCAAGCAAAAGGCUCCGCAUCAAUUCCGUAGAGGAUGGGGACGAGGGUGAAUACAAGUGCGAGGUCACCUUCGGCAGUGAGACUGACAGCAGGAAAACUAAUCUUCAAGUUUACAAGCUUAUAACGAUAAAGUCCCCGGAAAACCAGUGGGGUCUGUUUGGUCAGGAGGGAAAUGUCAUGUGUGAGGCUGAGGCCAAGCCCUCUCCUACCAUCACAUGGAAGUUUGAAGAUGGCAGCCGCGUCACCACAGAUAACAACAAGUACGUCAUUGGUCAGAGCAAGCUGACAAUAAAAGACUUAUCCUUUGAAGACUCCAAAAAUUACGUCUGUGAUGUGGUGGUGGACCAGAGUGGUGAGGCCAAGGUCUUCACCAUCAACUAUGUAGUUGUUAAACCGCCAACCAUUGACCUGCCACCAACCAUCCAGCCAAACAACCCAAAAGUCGGAGACAGAGUGACCAUUUCCUGUGUUGCCCAGGGCAGCCCUCAACCCACCUAUGAAUACAAACGAGGAGAGAACCUUAUAGCUGAGAACAAAGAAGGCAUCCUACUGGACAAAAACAGUGGCAUUUUGACCAUUGAAAAACUGCAGCGUGAAGAUGAGGCUCUUUACACUUGCAUUGCCUCAAACCAGGGAGGAAAGGUUGAGAAGUCAAACACGCUCGAUGUUAAAAUUCCACCAGUGAUCAAACAAAUGACCAACAUCACUGAUGCUGCUGAAGGUGGAAACAUCAACUUCAAGUGUGAAGCCGAAGGUGAUCCAGAACCUUCCAUUGUCUGGAAGAAACUUGGUUCAGAGUCAACCUAUUCAGACACUGGUGUUAAGGAGGAAGGACUGACAAUUGAAACUUUUGUCCCCGCUGAUUUGUCUGACGCCAUCAUCAAAAGAGCGGGAAAAACCAUCUCCUUCAACCCCGUCAGAUACAGCCACGUUGGGAUCUACGUCUGCAGUGCUGUGAACACUGUUGGGAACGCCACACAGGCAGUUAGUCUGGAAGUUCUGUACAAACCCAACUUUGACACAGAUUUCAAAGAUAAAGAGUUCUGGGGCUGGGCCGGUCACAGGGCCAACUUGACCUGUGUGGCCAGAGCCAACGAGAAGGCCGGCAUUCAGUGGAUUAUCAAGGAUGAGGCCGACCCAACCAAACUGCCAGUCAGAAUUGAGAAUGGCGGGCCCUACACCAUCAGCGAAAACAGGCAGCUGGGCAAGGACUUGACCGCUGGCUAUCUCGAGAUACUACUGGAUUCAACAAGCUCCCAAAUGUACAGAAAUUACAUCUGUGAAGCCAAGAACAGCUUUGGUGAAGCAACACAGGAAAUUACACUAAAAGAAGCGACUACACCAGAACAACCCAAGGUAUCUCUGGAGUCUGCGUACACCACAAUGGUGACCUUGAAUGUGGAGCCACCAACCCGCACUGGGGGACAACCCGUAACUGAGUACAGCUACACGGUUGACAAUACAGCCCUGACUGGAAAAGCCACACUAACUGGUCAAGUCACAAGGUUGGAGGUCGACGGACUGGAGCCUAGCAAGUCUUAUAUAAUUCGAGUCAAAGCCAGGAACAACGUAGGCCUGGGCACAGAUUACCCUUUUAACGUGGAAACCCUAAAAGUUAGUAAACCUCUGCGUCUGGACAUCACCUCACCCGCAAAUGGAGCUGAUGCUACCCAGUAUGUUCUCAUGUGGGCUGAUCCUGCUAACAGCGGUUCUCCAAUUACAUCCUUCAGAGUCGUCUAUAGAAUGGUUGAAGUUGAAGCUAAUGAUGAUCCAACUAAAUGGAAAGUCAAGGCUGAUAAAGACACAACCUCUACAGUAAGGACCAUCAACGGAGGAGGAGCUCGAAGCUACACUAUUUCUGGAUUACAAAAAGAUUCCUAUUAUGAAAUAAGACUAACAGCCUUCAAUGACAUUGGGGAAUCUGAUGUAGAGAUAAAGAUUAUUAGAACUGGCAAAGGAGGAUCUUCUCAGCUUAGUCAGGCUGGCGAGGUAAUUGAGGAGUCAGAGAAAAGUACGGAUGGUAAUGUAAGCAAAAUACUUGAAGUUGAUAAGAGUGAAGAAAGAAAAAAUGAAACUAACGAUGAGGUUUUAAGCAGCUCAUCUGAAUCAGCAGAUGAGACAGGUUCUGCAGGGGUUGGGUCUGGCGCCAUCGUUGGAAUCAUUGUUGGUAUUUUAAUCUUCGUCCUCCUCAUUGUGGUGAUUGUGGUGUUCAUAUGGAAGAAAAAACCAGAACUCCUUCACAGACUGAGUCAGAACAUCGGAACUGGCAGGGAAGAGGAGAGGGGCAAGGGUGAGGAUGGAAAAGACCCAGCUGAAGAAGAGAAGCUGAUCAAAAACGACACGGUGAAGGUAGAAAAUGAGACAGAAGAGGGCAAGAACGAGGCUGUAGAGGAGCACCCGGAGGAGUUUGAGCCAGACAGCAAGCCAGAGCAGCCCACAACACCUGAGGCUCCAAAGUCUGUGGAGAAGACUGAAGAGCUGACCACGCCUGCUGCCACCACAGAGAUCAAGAUAACACCCGAGACACCAGAGAAGCCGCCAGAGAAUCCAACAGCUUAAAUUUAAAAUAUAAACAUUUCAUUUUUUUAGUUUCCAUCCAGUUUUCAGUAUUUAAAAAUACUGAGAGGACUUGUGUUCCUGUUGUUUUAUUUACAUUAUUACUUUUAUAACUGGUUCACUCUGAUAUUAUAGGUUCAAGGUCAGUUGGUGGUAUUUUUGUUUUGGUAUUGACAAACUGAGAUAUACUUGUUAGACGGGUUCACUACUAGAAAUUGUGAUGGUUUAGAUCAAUUUUUGUUAGAGAACUUCACAAACAGACCUUGCGAUGGUAUAGACAGUAUUGAUUUUCUUUUUAAUUAAAAUAAAUUUGCGAAUGAACAAUUUUUUUUAUAGAAAAGCUGAGUGAAAAAUUAAAACUUAAAGAAAUUUUCUAAGCAGUAGUUUUUUCUUAAUUUUUAAAGAUGAUAAAAUGGUAAAAUUGGUGCCUUUUUAUUUCGGUAUAUUUUAUUCUUGCCUUUGGGUAGACUGAAAACAAUAAUUGGGAAAACAAUUGGUUUAUUGUAGUCUCAGGUAUAUUCUUGUUCCUGGAAUCUUUCAAAGAUUUUUAAAAAAUCCAUUCCCAUUACUUGAAGAGCUCAGGGCUAGCUUUCAGAAGAAAAAAAAUUCAUGGCAUUUUUAAAAGGAGGAGGUGAAAAUCAAGGGGGGAAAAAAAUCAGAUAAUGAAGAAAAAACCUAAAUUUAUUGAUUUUGAUGUAAUAUUUUUAGCUAUUGAUUUAGUUGUCUGCUUCAUCACCUAGACAUUUGAGUAAUCUCACAUCUUGUGUCAGUCUUUUAAUUUAAAAGUGGCAGUUAUUUUGAAAAUAUUUUUUCUAAUUAUGAAAUAAUAAUGGUAUAGAACUGUAUUUAUCAAAAUUAAUGUUUUCAGUAAAACUACUUGAUAGUGAUAUAAACAUGAAUUUACUGGGCCCAAUUAUUAUAAGUGUGUUAUUUAUAGGAAAAUAAUCUUUUUUUUUCCACUGAAAAUAAUAAAAAAGCAAUAGGAUACAAAAAAUGGAAGAUUAAACAAAAAAAGUAUUUGAUCCUGUUCUUGUGGGUUCAAUUACAAAAUGAUGAUAUGGUUCUAUUUUAUCCUAAUUUCAUGUAGCAAUGAAUACAGUGAAUGUGUUCCUUCAGUAUUUUCUUGGUAUACUCUCUUGAUGUUACAUAGACAGGCUUUUGUUGAGUGCUUGAGUAUUUUUGACUGUUUUACACAUGCGCUGGUGUCUAUCUCAUUCAUUUGAAUGUGUUUUCUAGGUGGAGCUGUUGUUAUUAAUUAUUUAUGUACUGGUGUGUGAUCUACGUCAUGCAAGUCUUAGCCAUAAAAAAAACCUUGUUAUAAAAAUGAUUAAAUGUCUUGCAAGAGUUCCUAUAAGCAGAUUUUUACAAAUCUGAAACUUUUAUGAAGUAGGUUACUGAUCCAUUUUUAAAUUUAAGAAAGUAGUUUGUUGAUCAAAUUUUGUAGAAAUCUCUUACAUCAUACGUAUUAAUAUAUUAAGUUACAGUUCAUAAUUCAAUUUUUAUUCAGAACUGUAUAAAUUAGGUUACUUUUAUAGUUGUUUUUUUCAGUAUCAUUUACUUCUUGAUUAGCUGCUAACAUUAUACACCUAACCCAUGCUAAAGGCAGCAGAAGUUCAAAGAAAAAUUCCACACAUGGUUCACUAGAGUCCUUUAUGUGGGACUGGUUCUUAUAAAGCUGUUAGUUGGGACUGGUCUGUUGCUAGAGAUGGUUUUUCAUCACGUCUUGUCUUACAAUCAUGUUAUCACCAUCAUGUCUUGGACUAGUCUUGGAGCAAUCUUGUUUGCUGGAAUAUCUGUUUGUAUUAGAUGGACACGGAUUUCCUUUGUUGAAUAUGAAAUCCAAACUAAGUAAUUUCCAUUUUUUUUAAAUUUAGUUUUUAAUUAAAUGAUUUUUUAAAGGAUUAAUGUCACAAAGUUUAGGAUAUUUAUUUUUAAGAAGUUGCCAGAUUUCUCCCUUUUUACAUUUCAUUUUCAAUAUUUUUAAAAGAAUCUCAAGUAUUUAAAAAAAAAACCAUUUGCGUAUUUAAUUUGCAUGACACAGUGGUUACAGUUUUUAAAAUUAUGUUUGUGUUUGGAUAUUAAAUACAAUCAAUUUACAAUUUUAAUAAAAUAUGUUAUUUAUGUAACAAUCACUGGUACUUACUUGAGGUUAGAACAAAAAAAAUAUGGUUGAGGUUUUUAACAUUAAAAGUAUUAUUUUACCAUGACAUCAUUAUUUUAGCUAUUUUGUUUAUCAAGCAUAUAUAUACAAUAUGUUAAAUCUCAAGGGAACAAUAUUUUCCUGUAUAUUCUUCAAGGUCUUAACAAUUCAAUUCAUGGCUUAAUUUAGCUCAAUUUAUUAUGUUAAAAUAAUAUUAUAAUGGAAAUUAUAUAACAAUAAGUUUAAUAAACUUAAUUUUCCAUGACAUAAUUACAAAUUACAGUCUAAAUUGCCCUAGCAUGUUUUUUAUAGCAGCCAAAUUUUGGUACCUAAUUACUUAAUAUUAUUACAGGGUUUGAGUGUUCAUGGUUUGUUAUUCUAGUCAGCAGAGUAUGGCAUCCAGAUGAGUUCUCUAGUUAUUAUAAAAUAUUUCCCACAUUUUCUAGACUGGUUCAUCUAAAAACAUUCCAAACUGUUGUAAAAAUAAUUUGCCUGCCAAGGUUUAUUUAACAAGAUUUGAAGUAAUAGAGUUUUACAACCAGCUCAAAUAUCAUUGGAGUUGCUGUAAUUAGUGGGUAAAUAAUAUUUUCCUAGUCAAUUAAUUGUUCAGUAUUUCUAAUAGACUUUAAUGUUAGUUCUUAUAAUUAUAAUGCCUGAAUAAAAUUAAUAAUUAAUCAUUGGAUAAAUUUCAUAAUUUAAAAAAAAAAACCAUACUGGGUAUUGAAAGAGUCAAUUGGUUUUAUUUUUUAUUAAGGUUUUAUAUGACAAUCUUUUUUACACAUAUUUUUACUGUACUUUCAUUAACAAAAGUAUACAGUUUUUAUGACAGUAUACUUUUUUUAAAAAAUGGAUUAUGUCAAAAUUAUGCAUUUUUAAAUUAACCCUAUAUUCUCUGUAAGUGGUAUAUUUUAUAUUUUUGCUUUCAUUACCACUGAUUUACUGUAAAUGUUUUUUUUUAUCAAAUUGUUUCUUUUAGCUCUUGGUUCUGUCAAAAAAAAAACAACAGCAAACAUAUAGGCCUCCAGCAAAUUCACAUUAAUUUAGAGAAGAUUUUAUGCAAGUCUGUAUUUUGAUUAGUCAAAAAAUGGUUAAACUACUUAACUCCUCCAUCAAGAAUGGUUACAAUUUUAUAUUAAAUCUUAAUGUUGAGGCCCGAUAUUCCUUUAUUGGCGAUAAACACAAACUGAAAUUAAACAUAAGGUGCAGUAACAUGCCAACAUGGUAUUCAAUGUUUCCUAGUUGAAAAAAAAUAUUCUGUUCUUCUUUUGUAAAUAAGUUUAGUUGAGUGCACCUGUGCUUGUUGUAAGUGAAACAUUGUAGAUCAGAUUGAAUGCUUGCCAUGCACAUCAGCUUGAAUAACUGUCAGUUGCUUGUCAUACUUCAUCUGCCUUGCUUGAGAUGCUGGAUAACAGAGACUUUGGUUAUGCUUGUUAUUAUUAGUUUGGAACACAUAGACAGCAGCAAAUGAAAAGCUGUUCCUGAUUGGCUGUCUAUUUCAUUGUUUUAGUUCAAUGUUUUUUUCACCACAAAAAAAAAUAUUUCUCAAUGAGUAGUAAGCCAACCUGCAUUGUCCCUGUGAAUAAUUUAAUCCAGUUUUUUUUUCAAACAUAAUGUAUGCAGUUUUUCUUCUUCUUCUUGUUUGUACUGUUUUAAGUGUGUGCUUUUAAUACCUCUGGCAGCCUAAUUAGAAAUAUUCAUUGUGUGGGCCAACAGAGAAAUUGAACUGAUGACAUUCAUGCCCAUAUGUCUCUGUGUCCAGAUCAAGUCUAGUAAUUCACUGCUAACCAAUUUUUAUUUUGCUUCUUUGUAGUUUAGUCAUACUCAUUCAAUGCUGGUUAAAGUUUUUUUUUUUUUUUUUGAAAACCAUUUUCUAUGCUGUUAUUGCUCAUCUUUGAUAAUGUCCACUAAUUGUGACACAUUUGCUGCGUACCCAUUAUGACAUUAUUUUUAUUGAAUUUUUUUACAUUUUCCCCAGCUCCACUAUUUUUCAACCAUCAAUUUUAAUAUUUUGAAAAUUAAUUGUUUUUAUUGUAUAUUAUUGUUGAUUGGGCUGAAAAAUUGGAUAUUACAAUACCGUGCAAUUUAUAUCUCAACAUUAUGUUUUUAAAGGCAUGCAUUAGGGGAAUAAAAUGUAAAGAAUAUUUACACAUUUUUACAAUCAUAUUUCCUGUAUCUGCUCUAGAAAUAUGAGAUUCAAAAUCUUACAAUCUUUUUUUUAUAUUGCUUCCUGUUAAACAAAAUAUAUAUUAAGUUAGCUACAAUACUACAUUAUAUAUAUACCCUUAUAUAUUUUUCUGAACACAACUGAGGUAUAUCCAGAAUGUUAAACUUUGUUUAGCACAGAAAAAUAAAAUUUACAAAUUUUAUCAGUCAGCUAAAAAGUAACUUUUUAAUAGCUUACAAAACAAGAUGUAAAUAUUGAUAGCAAACCACUAUUUGAUUUGAUUUUGGAUAGGUUCAUUAUAAGCAGUGAGUUAAAUUACAGCCUUUUAAAUGUCAUAGUCUUAUCAAACUGAAUACAAGUAGCUAAAUCAUUAUCAUUUUAAAAAAAAAUUACUAUCUUCAUUAAGGUCAUGCUUUUGAUGUCUAUUCCACAAGCUGGUGUUUUUUCAUAAUGUAUAUGGUACUAACUUCCCUUUACUGUGACCUACUUUCAUUAUGGCCUGGCAACAAUUUCAAAUUUCUAACAUUUGUUUUCACUGCUUACAUCAAGACAUUUUGUUCUUUAAGUUUUUCCUAAAAUAUUAAUGUCUUCAAUGUUCGUAAAAAAAUAAAAAUAAAAGUAUAACCUAA
This is a messenger RNA of Physella acuta, 8137 nucleotides long. RefSeq names its product neural cell adhesion molecule 1. Gene Ontology annotation, biological process: cell-cell adhesion. Gene Ontology annotation, molecular function: protein binding. Lineage: Eukaryota; Metazoa; Mollusca; Gastropoda; Physidae. The record is from RefSeq and is a predicted model, not a curated record. Gene Ontology annotation, cellular component: neuron projection.